Molecule: messenger RNA, 1055 nt
Organism: Setaria italica (foxtail millet)
Lineage: Eukaryota; Viridiplantae; Streptophyta; Magnoliopsida; Poales; Poaceae
Product: peptidyl-prolyl cis-trans isomerase FKBP20-1
Exons: 6
Coding region: 299-856 (185 amino acids)
Biological process (GO): protein peptidyl-prolyl isomerization
Cellular component (GO): cytoplasm
Molecular function (GO): peptidyl-prolyl cis-trans isomerase activity
Source: RefSeq, a predicted model, not a curated record
UACACGCACACCUCAUCUGAUCAAAACGAGUGCCGAAUUGACACGAGCAUUGCCCACAAUGUUCCCCCUAUUUUUAGGGGGAAAAAAACUUCACUGCACAAAGGAAGGCCUGCAAGUGAAGCCUAUGCGUCUCUAGCAACGAAGGAUUUAGGGACACAUGCUUCCCACACAAUCGGGUCUCCUGAACCCCUUUCUCUGCCCGUGCCCGAGGAGCUCGCCGAGGAAGAAGCAGAACAGGAAUAGAGGAUCGAUCUCCUCUUUCAAGCAGGGUCCCUUUUUGACGAAGAGCUAGCUAGCCAUGUCUGACACUAUGGAUUUAACCGGGGAUGGAGGUGUUGUUAAGACAGUGAUCGGGAGAGCAAAGGCGGACGCUGUAGCACCUUCAGAUAUCCUUCCCCUUGUCGAUGUUCAUUACGAAGGUACGCUUGCUGAGAAUGGCGAGGUUUUCGACACUACUCACGAAGACAACUCUGUUUUCUCAUUUGAAAUUGGAGAGGAAACUGUCAUCAAGGCAUGGGAUAUAGCCGUCAGAACCAUGAAGGUUGGAGAGGUCGCAAGAAUCAAAUGUAGGCCAGAAUAUGCAUAUGGAGCUGCGGGAUCACCUCCAGAGAUACCACCUGAUGCAACUCUCAUUUUUGAGGUGGAGCUAGUGGCAUGCAAGCCAAGGAAAGGCUCGAGUGUUGAAAGCGUAUCCGAAGAGAAAGCUAGGCUGGAGGAGUUGAAGAAGCAGAGGGAGGUAGCUGCUGCAGCCAAAGAGGAAGAGAAGAGGAAACGGGAGGAAGCAAAAGCGGCGGCGGCAGCCCGUGUGCAAGCAAAGCUAGAGGCAAAGAAGGGCAAGGGGAAGAAGGCCAAGUAGCCCGUGGUGGCAAGAAAAACGGCUACUGUUUAUCAUUGAUUCACUGGCGAUGGCGAACGGUAGCCUUGAGACUUUGAGACACAUGAGUAUGGAGUUUGAGUCUUAAAAUGCAACGCAAAUAACAGAAUAAAAACAUGCAGACAUGCAAUGGCGAAUUAGACGAAUCUUCCGAGACGUCUUCUCUGCAUAUUUUCUCUAA